This is a messenger RNA of Hydatigera taeniaeformis, 189 nucleotides long. The record is from the annotation of a GenBank genome assembly. NCBI's taxonomy places the organism in Eukaryota, Metazoa, Platyhelminthes, Cestoda, Cyclophyllidea, Taeniidae.
GUAUUGGACGAGUUGGGCAUCGAACUGUCUGAUGGGCUCCAUGGUUUGCCCACGAUGGCGGGCACAAUUGGGGGCCCUGAGGGAGCAGCCAAUCGGGGUGAAGCUUUGCCUGUUCCUGCCGGUGCUGACCCCACUGCCUCUGCGGAAACAGACGAAUUGGAGGCACGUUUACGCAACCUCAAGCGCUAG